GUGAGAGGGGAGCCGGUGGCGGCUCGUACGGGCGGGGCGGCUGUGCGCUUUCUCUCUUGGUCGGCAGCACGGUGCUUUCCGGCUGCCGUCAAGCGCGGCACUGGGCCGGCGGGCGGGGGCCGAGGGGCUGCCAUGGCGGCGGCGGGCCGGCUGCCGAGCUCCUGGGCGCUGCUGGCGCUGCUGCUUGGGGGGCUCGCACUGCUGGGAGUCGGGCCGGUCCCGGCGCGGGCGCUGCACAACGUCACAGCCGAGCUCUUUGGGGUCGAGGCCUGGGGCACCCUGGCGGCCUUCGGAGACCUCAACUCCGACAAGCAGACGGACCUCUUCGUGCUGCGGGAAAGAAAUGAUUUAAUCGUCUUUUUGGCAGACCAGAAUGCACCCUAUUUUAAACCCAAAGUAAAAAUAUCCUUGAAGAAUCACAGUGCGUUGAUAACAAGUGUAGUCCCGGGGGAUUAUGAUGGAGACUCACAAAUGGAUGUCCUCCUGACGUAUCUUCCCAAAAAUCAUGCCAGCAGUGAAUUGGGAGCUGUUAUCUUCUGGGGACAAAAUCAAACAUUAGAUCCUAACAAUAUGACUGUACUCAAUAGGACUUUUCAAGAUGAACCACUAAUUAUGGACUUCAAUGGUGAUUUAAUUCCUGAUGUAUUUGGUGUUACAAAUGAAUCCAGCCAGCCACAGAUAUUAUUGGGAGGGAAUUUGUCAUGGCAUCCUGCGUUGACCACUAAAAGUAAAAUGCGAAUUCCACAUUCUCAUUCAUUUAUUGAUCUGACUGCAGAUUUUACAGCAGAUUUGUUCCUCACGACAUUGUCUGCCUCUAGUACCUUCCAGUUUGAGAUAUGGGAAAAUGUGGAUGGAAAUUUCUCUGUCAAUACUGUAUUUGAAAAACCUCAAAAUAUGGUGGUGAUUGGACAGUCAGCAUUUGCAGACUUUGAUGGAGAUGGACACAUGGAUCACUUACUGCCAGGCUGUGAAGAUAAAAACUGCCAGAAAAGCAUCAUUUACUUAGCAAGAUCUGGAACAAAGCAGUGGGUUCCAGUCCUACGGGAGUUCAGCAACAAGGGCACACUCUGGGGCUUUGUGCCAUUUGUGCAUGAACAACGACCAACAGAAAUACCAAUUCCAAUUACCCUUCAUAUUGGAGACUACAACAUGGAUGGCUAUCCAGAUGCUCUUGCCAUACUGAAGAAUACAUCCGGAAGCAAUCAGCAGGCCUUUUUACUGGAGAAUGUUCCAUGUAAUAACGCAAGCUGUGAAGGGGCACAUCGUAUGUUUAAAGUCUACUGGGACCUGAUGGACCUAAAUCAAAUCAGAGAUGCCAUGGUUGCCACCUUCUUUGACAUUUAUGAAGAUGGAAUCUUGGACAUUGUAGUACUAAGUAAAGGAUAUACAAAGAAUGAUUUUUCCAUCCAUACACUAAAAAAUAACUUUGAAGCAGAUGCUUAUUUUGUUAAAGUCAUUGUUCUUAGUGGUCUGUGUUCUAAUGACUGUCCUCGUAAGAUAACACCCUUUGGAGUAAAUCAGCCUGGACCUUAUAUCAUGUAUACAACUGUAGAUGCAAAUGGAUAUCUGAAAAAUGGUUCAGCUGGACAACUCAGCCAGUCAGCACAUUUAGCUCUCCAACUACCAUACAAUGUACUUGGUUUAGGUCGAAGUGCAAAUUUUCUUGAUCAUCUUUAUGUUGGCAUUCCCCGUCCAUCUGGAGAGAAGUCUGUACGAAAACAAGAGUGGACUGCAAUCAUUCCAAAUUCCCAGCUAAUUGUCAUUCCAUAUCCUCACAAUGUUCCUCGAAGCUGGAGUGCCAAGCUGUACCUUACACCAAGUAACAUCGUCCUACUUACUGCUAUAGCUCUCAUCGGUGUCUGUGUUUUCAUCUUGGCAAUAAUUGGCAUUUUACAUUGGCAGGAAAAGAAAGCAGAUGAUAGAGAAAAACGACAAGAAGCCCAUCGGUUUCAUUUUGAUGCUAUGUGACUUGCCUUUAAUAUUAUGUGAUGGAACAGCUAUUCACUUGAUUAACUGAAAUACUAAAUUUGGCUGAUAGAAGAAAAUAGGGGAUUUUGAAUAUUAUUUAUAAAUGAUGUAUCCUUUGGUAAUUAUUGAAAAGUAUUCAAAUAAAUAUGGUCUGAAUGUGUCACAAGGUCUUUUUUUAAAGCACUUUGUAUACAAAGAUUUGGGUUAUUUAAAUGUGCUGUAUGUUUUGUUCCUUUGUGGAAUGUGUUGCAUGUACUCAGGUGUUUAUG
Panthera uncia (snow leopard) is the source of this 2237-nucleotide messenger RNA. RefSeq names its product integrin alpha FG-GAP repeat containing 1 (gene ITFG1). Gene Ontology annotation, cellular component: plasma membrane. The record is from RefSeq and is a predicted model, not a curated record. The transcript is spliced from 18 exons. NCBI's taxonomy places the organism in Eukaryota, Metazoa, Chordata, Mammalia, Carnivora, Felidae. Bases 133 to 1968 code for a protein of 611 amino acids.